AUGGCAUAUUGUGUGUGUGUGUGUGUGUGUGCAGGUCUUCUUUCCCAGCAGUCCUCCUGCAGCCGUCAUGGCGGAGUGUGUGUGUCUCCUGUCCUUGUCACUCAGCGGAGGAACAACUCCACCUCACCUAAAAUAAAAGUAGAUUUCGACCAAAAAAGGGGUGUGGCUUUGAUGCGCAUGCAGAGUCCACCCGUCAACAGCCUCAGUUUAGAUUUCCUCACAGAGUUCUGCACCGCCACAGAGAAGCUGGAGAUGGAUAAGAGUUGCCGAGGCCUCAUCAUCACCUCGAGCAAAACCAAGGCGUUCUCAGCUGGGCUGGACCUCAAGGAGAUGUACAGGAAGAGUCCAGAGCAUUAUAGAGAGUUCUACAAAGCUGUUCAGGAGAUGUGGCUGAAGCUCUAUAGCUCCAACAUGAUCACUAUAGCUGCAAUCAACGGUUCCAGUCCUGCAGGAGGCUGCCUGAUGUCUAUUGCCUGUGACUACAGGAUAAUGGCGGACAACCCUCAUUACAACAUCGGCCUUAAUGAGGCGCAGCUCGGCAUUGUAGCACCUUUUUGGGUUAGGGACACCAUGAAGAACACAGUGGGCCAUCGAAAUGCAGAGAUAUCUCUGAAGCUGGGGCUGCUUUACAACCCUUCAGAGGCCCUGAAGAUAGGACUGGUGGACCAGCUGGUACCUGAAGACGAGAUCGUCACCACAGCCAUACAGACAAUGACCAAAUGGUUGGCUAUUCCAGACCACGCCAGACACAACAUCAAGUCCAUGAUGAGGAAGCCAACCAUCGACAAGCUGAAGUCUAACAGAGAGGCUGACAUCCAAGAAUUUCUCAGUUUUAUCACCAAAGACUCCAUUCAGAAGUCACUUGGGUUCUAUCUUGAGAUGCUUAAAUGGAAAAAGGAAUAAGCCAGUAGGUGGAGGCAUCAUGAUGCAGCUGUCUGCAGGAAUGUGCAAGUGGAGGCUGCAGUGGAUGUUGCCAACGUUGACUGUGCCAGAAUGCGCACAUUGGAGUGGCUGUGGAUUUUUCUAGCAGUGCCUGUAGGUGGAGGAAACUCCAUGUUAUUGGUAGAGGAUGGAGGUGGAUGAGUCCAGCCCCAUCAAAGCUGUUGGGACAUUUUUUGUUAUCUAUCUUGAACAGGUGCCAGUUUUAUUCAGUCAAGAUAAAAAAAUCUUUACCAACAGAAAUGUGGAGAAUGUAUCAUGUUUAUUUAUUAAACCUAUUAGCAGUGAUGAGAUGAAGACUGUGUCUGUAUACUAUGACUUCCUUGUGGCCACUGACCUUUCUUUGGUAAAAAA
Messenger RNA from Scatophagus argus, 1293 nucleotides. RefSeq names its product enoyl-CoA delta isomerase 1, mitochondrial-like. The coding region runs from base 1 to 903 and encodes 300 amino acids. NCBI's taxonomy places the organism in Eukaryota, Metazoa, Chordata, Actinopteri, Scatophagidae. Gene Ontology annotation, biological process: fatty acid beta-oxidation. The record is from RefSeq and is a predicted model, not a curated record. The transcript has 7 exons. Gene Ontology annotation, cellular component: mitochondrion. Gene Ontology annotation, molecular function: enoyl-CoA hydratase activity.